AAAAAUAUAAUUGAUAAAUAUAAAUUUAAAGAAAAAAAUCUGAUAUUUCGAAACACAAUGUUAUGUUACUUGUUACUUUUUCAACACUUGAAUGAUAUAGAUUUUUUUUUGUCUGAUUAUUAAUGUUUUUUUUUUUCUUUUUGGAUGAUGAUUGUCACUUGACAGUCAAAGAGAAUGAAGUUAAUAGUAGAUUUUAUAGUUUAACUAUAGAUAGUUGAAGAUGCUCUUGGAUUUUCUUUCAACUUGCCCGAUUACAAUGUUCAAAUACGUGAUAGACAUGUGUAAAGUUGUGACAAUAAUGAUUGGUCGUAAAGUUUAAAAAAAAAAGAAGGGGACAUCCUCCUGUCAUGUAUAGUUGUCAUUCGAGAGCAUUGACAACUUAGUGUGUUGUAUAGAUAUUAUUUGAAUUUGUAUGAGUUAGACUGGAUGGUGGUUUUAAUGUACGACGUUGAUAAAAGAUAGCCAGUUUAUCCAAAAGGGAACCAGUAUCCACUCGUUGUUCGAGGGGCUCACUGAACAUAUUUUUUUUUUUUUUUUUUUUUUUUUUGCUGAGAAUAACAUUAGCCUCCGUUAUUUGUUUUUAUUAUUAUUUAUUUACUUAUUUAAACAUUUUUUUUAUAUUUUAUUUUUACGUUAAAAUAUCCAAGUUGAAGAAAAAAAAAAUCAUCAUUAAAUCAAAUGAUAAAUAAAUAUACAAUGACAAAAAAAAUAAUCAUUUUCAAGUGUUAAAAAAUAAAAAUAAUAAUAAAAAGUAUUUAAAAAUUGCCAAUGUUGAGGCAAAAUAAUUAUUAUUUUGUAAUUUAUUCAAAAAUAAAUGGAGUGAAAAUGUUGAAAAAAUUGUGGCCAAGUCCAAAAUCAUCGGAUCAACGUUCCCGUGCAACGAUUAAGUGAAAAUAUAUUUUAUCUAUAAUUUAUAUUUUAAAAAAAAUCAACAGCAAUGAAGUAUAAAAUUACAAAUAUUUUAUUUUUAAUUAAAAAACAAUAAAUUAAAAAAUAUAUUACGAGAAAAUUAUAUUUUCAAAAAAACUACCCUUAAAGUAUCUAAGUAUCUAAGUAUAUCAAAACAAAUAUAAAAAAAACAUUAGUAAAAUAAAAAAAAAUAAAUAAAAAUAAAAACUAUGAAGCAUAUUGAAUCAAGAAGACAAUCAAUAUUGAGAGAAGAAUUGAAUAAUCAAGACUGGAGAAUGGUUGAAUUUCGUACAAGUGCUGUAAGACUAGAUCAUCGACCAUCAUCAAGUGUAUUUCAUUAUCGUAUAUUAACAAUAUUAGAUGCAAUAUUUUCAGCAUUUGUUGCUGCACCAACAGUUGUUGGUUAUUGGCGUGGUACAUGGGGUCUAAGUGAUAUUUAUAUAUUACCAGGUGGUAAUAGUAAAUUUGCAUCAAUAAUUAUUGGUUAUAGUGGAUUAUUAAUGUUUAAUAUUGCACAAAAUAAAUUAAAUAAAAUAUUUCAUCCAGAUAAACAUAGAUUAAUAUAUUAUAUUGGAUCACGUAUAUAUACAUGGUUAUUUGGUUUUUUUUGUGUUAAUGCAUGGCGUGGUGGUUGGCAAGCACUUGAUAGUUACACUGGACACAAUACAAUAACAGUCAUAACAACAACAACUAUUGCUAUUAUUGCAUUAACAUCAAUGAAAGCUAUUAGAAAUAUAUCAGCACCACCAUUUGCUCUUAGUCUUGAUUCACAUCCUGGAUAUUUUGAAGUACCAACAAUGUUUCGUGUUGAUAAUACACGUCAUUGGGCUCUUUACGUACUUGAUUGUGCAUUUAGUGUUGGAAUUAUUGGUACACUUGUUGUGUUUGUAUGGCGUGGAAUAUUUGUCUUAUUAGAUCUUCAUCUUUUACCAAAUAAUCGUCAACAUUCAGCAAUAACAUCAGUGAUAAUUGGAUACAUAAUUGUUGCAAUAACAUUUUGUCUUCAGCCAACAAUGCGUUAUACAUGUGGACGUAUGCAAGGAUUAUCACGUUUACUUGUUGCUGAUGCAUUUUUAUUAUUGAGUUUUUCUGGUACAGUUAAUGUUUGGCGUGGAAUAUGGGCUAUAUUGGAUUUAUGGCUAUUACCAAGUAACAUUGAAUUGUCAUGUUGGAUAACACACAUUGGAUGUUUUCUAUUUCUUGGUUUGCUUAAUUGUAGUAAUUCCGUAUUAGUCAGAGGUGUUUAUAUUGAUGCUGAAGAAGAAGAAGGAAGAUGUGUUGUUUUUCCUUGUCACUACUUGAGGCUUUUUUUCAAGAUUGAGAGGGAAAAGAAAGAGGCGAGACGUAGAAAUAUUGGUUCAAUAUCAAGAAAUUUUCCUCAUAAUAAUCAUGAAAAAGAUGUGGAUAAUGGUACACUAUUAAAUCGAACAACUAUUCCAACAAUAAUUCCAGCAAAUUCAGAAAAUAACGUGUGAAAAAAAAUAAUAGUUAUAGAAAAAAAUAAAAAACUUAUACACAGUGACACAGAGUGAAAAAGUUUUAAAUUAAUUUAAAAAAAAAUAUAAAAUGUAAAAAAAAAAAUUUAAAGUGCCUUGAAUGAAUGAAUUUAAUAUAGUGAUUAUUUUUUUGAAUAAAUAAUAUUAUUUUCAAGUGUGAAUAAUAAUUAAAAUUACAAAAAAAAAAUACUCCGUUUUGAAGAAAUAUUUAAACAGGAAGAUAAACAUUUCGUUUCAAUUUCUAUUUUAAGUUUUAAUUAAAUUGUGACAUGUGAAAUGAUUUUUAAAAAAAAUAUGUAUAUAGUCAAAUUUUAAUGCAUAUAAAAGAUAUUUUUGUUGAAAAAAAUAAAAGAUUAUUUGUUGUUAAUUUUCAUAGUCUAUAUUUAAAAGAAAAAUUAAUAAUUAUACAGUAUUGAAAAAUAAAAAUAAUUUAUUUUUGAUUUAAUUUAAUCAAUCAUAUUAAUAAUGAAUAAUAAUUAUAAAAAAAAAUAUAUUUAUUUGUAAAAAAUUAAAAAUGUUUUAUUAAAUUGAAAUAAAUUUCAAAGAAAAAAAAAAAAAAAUUACAUGCCUUAAAAAAC
Messenger RNA from Aphidius gifuensis, 2983 nucleotides. RefSeq lists its product as uncharacterized. The transcript is spliced from 4 exons. The coding region runs from base 1119 to 2384 and encodes 421 amino acids. Gene Ontology annotation, biological process: neuron-neuron synaptic transmission; clustering of voltage-gated calcium channels; neuromuscular synaptic transmission. Gene Ontology annotation, cellular component: presynaptic membrane. The record is from RefSeq and is a predicted model, not a curated record. Lineage: Eukaryota; Metazoa; Arthropoda; Insecta; Hymenoptera; Braconidae.